Molecule: messenger RNA, 3214 nt
Organism: Hemicordylus capensis (graceful crag lizard)
Lineage: Eukaryota; Metazoa; Chordata; Lepidosauria; Squamata; Cordylidae
Gene: HPSE2
Product: heparanase 2 (inactive)
Exons: 12
Coding region: 486-2234 (582 amino acids)
Cellular component (GO): membrane; extracellular matrix
Molecular function (GO): hydrolase activity, acting on glycosyl bonds
Source: RefSeq, a predicted model, not a curated record
GCGGCUCCUCUUGCAAAGCGAGCUUGCUGGCAACGGCGGGGAUGGGCGGCCUCCCUCUGGGCAGGCGAGGAGAGGGAAGAGCGAGGAGGGCAGCCUCCUUCCCUUCCUCCACCCCCCCCCCAGCCCUGUGGCUGGAGCAGGCCUGGCCCCUCGGGGGAGCCCGGGCCGAGAGGGUUAACUCAGGAGCGACUCCCCUUUACCUUCCCCGCAGCGAACAUGUCCGCAGGCAGCGGCGGCGGCGGCUCUUCCAGGGGCGGCGCUGGUGAACAAGGCGUCUUGGCACGGGCCCCGGGGAAGGCUGGUCAGGGGCGUGAGCUCCCCUCUCCCACCAGCACCAGCAGAUUUGGGGGGGGGAGGAGGAGGGGGAGGGAAAACAAGGCAGCGCGCCCCCCGCGCUUUGCACUCCGGACAAUUAGCCGCCCGUGACUGGCUGUGCCCGGCGCGGGACGACUUAAUUGGGGAGCCCCCCUCGGCCUCGGCCCAGCAUGCCCUGCCCCAGCGCUGGCCCUCCCGGCUUCCUGGCCCUCUUGGCCCCUGGGCUGGCGCUGCUGGCGCACCUCUCCCUUCCCUCGCAGGCCGGGGUGAGGCGCCUGCCCGCCGGCACCAGCCCUCAGGGCGCACCGGGCAGGACACUCAUCCUCCUGGACGUGAGCACCAGGAGCCCCCUCCGCGUCACCAGCGAGAACUUCCUGUCGCUCCAGCUGGACCCCUCCAUCCUCCACGACGGCUGGCUGGACUUCCUCAGCUCCCGGCGCCUGGUGACCCUGGCCCGUGGCCUGGCGCCCGCUUUCCUCCGCUUCGCCGGCAAGAGGACCGACUUCUUGCAGUUCCAGAACGUCAAGAACCCCGCCAAGAGCCGCGGCGGACCCGGGCCGGACUACUACCUCAAGAACUACGAGGACGAUAUUAUUCGCAGUGAUAUUGCCUUGGAUAAGCAGAAAGGUUGCAAGAUCGCCCAGCACCCAGAUAUCAUGCUGGAGCUACAGAGGGAAAAGGCAGCUCAGAUGCACCUGGUUCUCCUCAAGGAGCAGCUCUCCAACACCUACACCAACCUCACGCUAACAGCCAGGUCUCUAGACAAACUCUAUAACUUUGCUGACUGUUCUGGACUUCACCUCAUCUUUGCAUUGAAUGCCCUACGCCGGAACCCCAACAAUUCCUGGAACAGCUCUAAUGCUCUCAGUCUGCUCAAGUACAGUGCGGGCAAGAAAUACAACAUCUCCUGGGAGCUGGGCAAUGAACCAAACAACUACCGAGCCCUGACAGGGCGAGCGGUGAAUGGCACUCAAUUGGGCAAGGACUACUUGCAGCUGAAGAGGCUGCUGCAGCUGAUCCGCACCUAUUCCCGAGCUAGUCUAUAUGGGCCCAACAUUGGGAGGCCGAGGAAGAAUGUUGUGGCCCUCCUGGAUGGGUUCAUGAAGGUGGCAGGCAACACAGUGGAUGCUGUUACCUGGCAACAUUACUACCUUGAUGGCCGAGUGGCCAAGGUGACGGACUUCCUGAAAACGCGCCUGUUAGACACACUCUCUGACCAGAUCAGGAAAAUCCAGAAAGUUGUCAAUGCACACGUGCCUGGAAAAAGGAUUUGGCUGGAGGGCAUCGGAGCCACUUCUGAAGGAGGCAUCACCAAUCUCUCGGAUUCCUGUGCUGCCAGCUUCCUGUGGCUGAACUCUCUUGGAAUGCUGGCCAGCCAGGGCAUUGAUGUGGUGAUGAGACACUCAUUUUUUGACCAUGGGCACAACCAUCUUGUGGACCAGAACUUCAACCCAUUGCCGGAUUACUGGCUCUCCCUGCUCUACAAGCAGCUUGUCGGACCCAGGGUACUUGCUGUCCAUGUGGCUGGGCUGCAACGGAAGCCGCGCCCUGGCCGGGUGAUUCGUGAUAAAUUACGCAUCUAUGCUCAUUGCACCAGCUACCACAACCACAAUUACGUCCGUGGUUCUAUCACACUGUAUAUCAUCAACCUGCAUCGGUCCCGGAAGAAAAUCAAGCUGGUGGGGACCCUUCGGGACAAACUUGUCCACCAGUAUAUUCUGCAGCCCUAUGGUCAGGAGGGGCUCCACUCUAGGUUGAUGCAGCUUAACGGCCAGCUGCUGACCAUGAUGGAUGACGGAACUCUGCCUUUUCUGAAGCCUCGUCCUCUUCGUCCUGGCCGGACCCUGGUGAUCCCUCCCCUCACCAUGAGUUUCUAUGUGGUGAAGAAUGUUAACGCUCUGGCCUGCCGAUAUCGGUAGCUCCACCCACCCCACUGCCAAGGACAGACUGACCCACUAGGCCUCUUGGGGCAUCUCUUGGCAAGUGCUCGCUUCUCAAGUAGGCUAGGCAGAUGGCACGAGGAAAUGAGAGCAGCCAAGGCUGGCGAGCAGCUUUGUGGGUCUCUGCAGGCACCAGUUGUCCCUCUCACAAAUGACCCGCUAUUCUGUUCUCGCCACCACCGCCUGCAGUGGCCACAGGAAUGUGGGGAAUGUUCUGCUUCUGCCUCUAAGUUUGGUCAAAGCCAGAUUACUUUUUCCUUUGUGGAAAGAACAUUUCUCCAGAGCCAGCAGGAACUGCCUGGCAAGCUAUCCUGCCGAAGGAUGGGGUACAGAGGUGCUGCUUCAGAAACUUGGUAAAGUAGGGAAAGUGGAAUCCUCUGCCAAGUGACAGAUGUGGGGGAACUGCCUGGAGCAGCCUGGGACACCCUGCACCUUCUGCAGAGAUCCAAUCCUAGAGCAGAGGCGUUGUGCCACCUUGAGGGCGGGUGGAAGUGCCCUGCUAGAUUCAGGAGGUUCUGGACUUUAUUUGCUGAACAAGGGCAAGAUGCACACAGCAUGCCAGCAAGCUAUUAGGUGACCUCCAGCAAAAAGAGCUUUGGAAGCCCGGCCUUUAGAUUUGAUUCCUGUGGGAGCUGCGCCGCCUGCUGGCAACUGACAGUAGAGCAGACUGUGUGCUCCCGAGUAUGCAGAUAAGAGGCAGUUGCACAGGGCAUGUGGAGAGCCAGAGGAGCCAGGACAGCCUUUUGCAGAAACACGCAGCCAGCUGUGCUGCCGAGGGAAGACAUACAGCAUAUGCCAGUCCAGAUAAGCACCGCGGGGGGCGUCUGCAGCGGCUCCAGUCCAGCGGCAUGGUGGGGUGGGGAGGAGGAGAAGUUUGGUCUUGGCCACUGUCGUCAUAAUGCUGCCCCCUGGGAGCAUUGGCUGUAAAUGUUGGUAAUUAAAUUAUAUUUUCUGAAGAA